GGAGGCGCUAUUUUCUCAUAAUGAUCGGAAUAGACCAAAGAGAGGUUUUCUCGACUACGACCUCUGGGCUUUACGCAUGGACUUCUGUCAUUCCUGAUGGAUAUUUUAAUUGGUUUACUUGCAUAUAUAAAGUUUUAAUGUCUGUGUUGCUUUUCUGGCUUGACGGAUACCAACCAGCAUGCGAGGAGCGUCACUUCAUGCACACGCACUUCUCGUACGUGUCUGGAUUUAUUGUCAUCUGCUCAACUUCUAAAUGCUUACUGGACUCCCAUUAGGCUGUGGCCUUAAGAGGGAGAGCUGGAAGUAUGGGAACUCAGAAGUCCCAAGGCCAGGUUCUAGCAACAUCUUCUCGCCAGCGCUUGCCGCGCUUUGGACUACGCUCCCGAAGGAAGAAGGAGGGCGUGAUCCAGGGUAAGCUGCGCAUCCGCUCCAUACCUGGGGCAUUCCUGGUUCUGGGCAUGGUAGUAGUGCUUGUUGGCACUGCGCUGGCAGUGGCAGGCUACUGGCCAUACCGGGUACAGCAUUCGGCAGUGGGUGCAAUGGGUGAUGGCCUCUCAGCCUCUCAGGCAUCUGGAUGGAGUCUAGGAGCCAAAGGACUAUUCUCCACAGCCAGUCUGAUCCACAGUGAGAGGAUGAAACUCUUGGGCCCUGUUAUAAUGGGAGUGGGACUCUUCAUACUCAUUUGUGCUAAUACAGUGUUGUAUGAGAACCGAGACAGGGAGACUCAGAUGCUUCUGGCUCAGAUGCGGAGCGUGAUCUGUUCUGUGUCCACUGCUGUGCCCUCGGCUGACCUUACACAGCUAAACUCACUGGCCAGGCAAUACCAGUGGGUUCGCAGCCUGCCUGCAGCCCACCUGAAUAUCCUGUGCCUUCAAGAGCUAGCUUCUUCUGAGCCCUUGCUACAGGUCAAGACCACAGAGGAAGAGGGGGGUUUGCAGCAAACAAAAGUGCUGCACACUGAAGUCCUUCAUCAUCAAGAGUCGUCUGUCUAUUCUUCCAACUCCUGCAACUCCAGCAAAUUAGACUUCAACUCUCUGCACAGUGCAGAACAUGGAGCCAGCUUUGGCCUGGAGCCUCAGCCUGAGUACCACUGUAAACUCAGCAACUUCCUGACCACGUCCUCUAUGUCCACCCUGGAAGGGGAGGACUUAGAGUUAACCAUGGUUCCUCCUAGGCGUUCCCACAGUAUGACCUAUAGGACUAACCCACACACAGUGCCCAAGGCUCUGGUUCAUUUGGAGAACAGGGCUGUAAAGUCUGUGGUUCACCCCAGACAUCUCAUACGACAGCGUAGCUCAGAGGUUUGCAUGAAUAUGCCAAGUGUGAGUGCAGUGACCCUUGACCUUGCACCUGUGGAGGAGCAGAGGCACCGUAGUUGGCCUUGGCUUGACCUUGGAUAUUCCAGGAGGUAUCUCAAACUAGAAAACAAGGAGGACUCUGUGGACAAGUUACUAGAUCAGCUUGAACAGCAGUGCUCACAAUUGGAUCAAAACUUUGGUUCAGGACCUUUCCAAUGAGCACAGGUCUAACAAUAUGCCCAAUCCCAGUUGUUUUGGUAAAUUUCAAGGUCAUGAGCUGAUUCAAGGUUAGAAGCUGAUAUACUGAAAGGGAAUAAUCUAACAUGAAAAUUCUCUUAAUCUUUAGCGAUUUAUGAAGUUCCCUUCUGACCAUAAGAACUACUUGUUUCUCUGUCACAGCUUGAUAUCAUGUUUGGCUUGAUUCUUUUGGUUGUUCUGAGAUGCAGUAGACAUGCAAAUCUAAAAGUAAUUAACAUUUUUCAACACAGUUCCUUUUGCCCUUGAUGACAUGGGUAUAUAAAUACACAACAACUGAAUAAAACACCAGUUGUUUUGUUUGAUAAAAAUGUUUUUAAAACUGAAAACAUGAUACAUAGCCUGUGUUGUCAUAGAUGAUUGGAAGAAUUGGCUUAUUUGUGUCUGAGUGGUCAGUUUAGUUUGGCAGUAAUAAAGGAAUAUAUUUGCUAUUGUGGCAAAUGUUCUGUUUGUUUCCAGGACCUUAUACACAGCGUUUUUGAAAAGGAAAAGCAGUAUGAAGGACAAUUUGUGUUGUAUUAAUCUUAAGAUUCCAAUUUUGGAAUAAGGAUUUGCCCUCAAUUUGUGAUCAGACAUUUACUCUAUAAAUAAAACAAACAUUGAUUGUUUAAAAACAAACAGAAAGAAAUCACUCUUCUAUUUGCUAAAUUGUAUUACAGAUUGUUUCUUCUUAUCCCAUGUUUUUAUUUAGUCUUGGUUCUCUGGAACAUUCCACAGACUUAUCCCACAUUCCACUCCACACACCAGUGGUAGAAGAGAAUUAUAGACCAUGAAAAGGUGAUAAAUGUUGUUGCAUGCAGUAAUGCUGGGACAUGCUUACAUUUUCCCUUUAGAAAGCAGAACUGAAUUAAUCUCUCAUACAUACAGAAGGAAGGUCUAGUUCUACUGGGUUUACUGAAACACGAUGGUCUCUCUGUCUCUAUUAUGUUUCCUGUUUUGUAUGCUGUGUGUGACAAUUUGUGCUCUAAAUGUACACUGAGCAAAUAUCUCCAUUUUAUUGGGUAGGCUGCUUACUUCCACCAUUAAACUGA
Electrophorus electricus (electric eel) is the source of this 2584-nucleotide messenger RNA. It is a transcript of the gene tmem200b, whose product is annotated as transmembrane protein 200B. The record is from RefSeq and is a predicted model, not a curated record. Lineage: Eukaryota; Metazoa; Chordata; Actinopteri; Gymnotiformes; Gymnotidae.